Messenger RNA from Diorhabda carinulata, 10409 nucleotides. It is a transcript of the gene tutl, whose product is annotated as protein turtle. Bases 317 to 4108 code for a protein of 1263 amino acids. The record is from RefSeq and is a predicted model, not a curated record. Lineage: Eukaryota; Metazoa; Arthropoda; Insecta; Coleoptera; Chrysomelidae. The transcript is spliced from 15 exons. Gene Ontology annotation, cellular component: plasma membrane; axon. Gene Ontology annotation, biological process: dendrite self-avoidance; homophilic cell-cell adhesion; axon guidance. Gene Ontology annotation, molecular function: cell-cell adhesion mediator activity.
GGCGUACAACAUAUACACUAGAUAAAGCUAAUAGUGUAGUUUUUCGUUUUAAAAUUUUAUAGCUUCCCCUAUCGGUUAGUUUCGAAGUUAAAACAUUCCAUGGUACUUUUCGACGGUUUUUAAAUAUUAUAUAACCCUCGGGAAACUGUCUAAUAGUGUAAUUAACGCAUGGUAAUAAUUUUUCGGACGUUAGUGUAUGGUGUGAUCGAGUGAAAUGGCAAGGUUUUUCAAAACGGCAUGUUCAGUCAAAGAAGAAAUCUCUAAUUUGACGAACCGGUAAUGAGGUUAAGUUAGCUGGGAGUAUGGGACCGCCGGGAUGGGCAUGUGUACAAACCCAAAGGGCAAGUUUCGUCCAUUGACCAACGCAACGGUACCGGUACUGCCUCAAAGCUCUUUUCCCGCGUAUACACUUCUUACAGCCUUAUUCAUUUUCGUCUUGAUACAAACAGUUGACUGUAUUCAAGAUGCGGUGCACAUCACAGCAAUACUCGGUGAGUCGGUGGUGUUCAAUUGCCACGUGGAGUUCCCUGAGGGACAUCCCGUGCCAUACGUGUUACAAUGGGAGAAGAAGGUAGGCGAAACGAAAGGCAGCGCCCUGAUUGAGUACUUUUUAAAGGGACAGGACAUACCGAUUUACAUUUGGUAUGAAAGUUACCCGACGCACAGCGGUGAAGGAUACGAAGGUAGGGUAUCGAGGGUAUCGCCGGAUUCCCCAUAUGGAGCCGCCUCCCUUAACCUCACAAAUAUUAGAGAAUCGGACCAAGGAUGGUAUGAAUGCAAAGUGGUAUUCCUCAACCGUCCUCCCAAUCAACCGAAAAACGGUACUUGGUUCCAUUUGGACGUGCACGCACCCCCCAGGUUCGUAGUGACACCCGAAGAUAUCAUCUACGUUAACCUGGGGGACGCCAUUAUUCUAAAUUGUCAAGCCGAAGGGACGCCCACUCCUGAAAUUCUUUGGUUCAAAGACGCCAAUCCUGUCGAACCAUCUUCGACGAUAGGCAUUUUCAACGACGGCACCGAAUUACGUAUAUCCAACAUCCGACACGAAGAUAUAGGAGAUUACACUUGCAUAGCUCGUAACGGCGAAGGUCAAAUUUCGCAUACGGCUCGUGUGAUAAUAGCAGGGGGCGCAGUUAUUAUGGUACCGCCGACGAACCAAACGAAAUUAGAAGGCGAAAAAGUCCAAUUCAAUUGCGAAGCUAAAGCGCAGCCGGGCAAUGUAACCGUCAAAUGGUUCAGGGAAGGCGCCCCGGUUAAGGAAUUAGCUUCAUUGGAAACGAGAGUCACCAUCAAAAGAGACGGUUCUCUAGUUAUAAAUCCGGUUAGUUCGGAGGAUUCCGGUCAAUAUCUUUGCGAGGUCAGCAACGGUAUCGGGGAACCCCAAUCAGCAUCGGCCUACUUAAACGUCGAAUAUCCGGCGAAAGUAACGUUUACUCCCACCAUACAGUACCUGCCGUUUCGUCUAGCUGGCGUGGUUCAGUGUUAUAUUAAGGCGAAUCCUCCAUUGCAAUACGUCACGUGGACUAAGGACAAACGAUUAUUGGAACCUUACCAGACCAAGGAUAUCGUCAUUAUGAAUAAUGGUUCGUUAUUAUUCACCAGAGUCAAUGAAAACCAUCAGGGUCGAUAUACUUGUACCCCUUACAACGCGCAAGGUACCCAAGGUAGUUCCGGACAAAUGGAAGUAUUGGUUAGAAAACCGCCAACUUUCAUCAUCGAACCGGAAACGAUGUACCAAAGGAAAGUAGGGGAGUCCGUCGACAUGCCCUGCGAUGCCGUCGAAGCCGAAGGUACACAAAAACCUACCAUACAAUGGCAGAGAAGAGACGGUACUCCGCUGCCGAAGAACCGCGUCAAGUUAGUUGGAGGUAAUUUGACUUUGGAGUCGAUUCGUCGCUUGGAUUUCGGAUUUUAUCAAUGCGUCGCCACCAACGAAGUAGCAACGAUCAUCACGGGGACGCAGUUAGUGGUAGAAGGAACUCAACCCCACGCACCAUACAACCUUACCGGAAUAGCUACGGAAUUUUCCGUAACCCUCAGCUGGUUACCUGGCUACAGCGGAGGCCCGGACUACAAACAGGAAUAUACCAUGUGGUACAGAGAAGCCGGAACAACAGAAUGGUCGACGAUUCCCGUAACGCCAUCUGGUGCGACUACUGUAACAAUAAAUAGGUUAGCUCCGGGAACUAAUUACGAAUUCCACGUGAUAGGAAAGAAUGCUUUGGGAGAUGGAAUGAUGAGCAAGAUUAUUACAGUGCGAACUGUGGAGGUGGGUCAACAAAAACCUAUAAAAAUUACCCCAACGCCCUUCAUGACACCAAACGAUGAUGCGGGACCAAAACCAGGCGUACCCCGAAACCUGACCGUUAACGAGAUCAGUAACGGUUUCUUAAUCACGUGGAUGCCACCAGUUGAAAGAGCUGAACUCAUACAACACUAUGUGAUCAAAUAUAGGACUGAUGGACCAUGGAAGACAUUGAACAAAGCUCAAAUUAGACCCGAAGACACCCAUUAUUUAGUUAAAAACCUAGUAGGCGGUCGCACUUACUAUUUCCGCAUUCUGGCUUACUCCGGCAAGAGUUACGAAACCAGCGAAGAAGUGAAAUUUUCAGUGCCGGCUCGCGUCAAACACAAAGCCCUUACUGCCGGCGUCGUAGGUGGUAUCCUCUUCUUCAUAGUCGCCAUUACGCUGUCCGUUUGCGCGGUCAAAAUUUGCAAUAAACGCAAACGACGGAAACAAGAAAAAGCUUACAAUAUGGUAGCCUGUCGUAUAACAGAUUCGAGAAACGGAGGUAACGCUACAGACAGUCAAGUGCCUUUGAAAAAACUUAGAAAAGGCCGAAUACCAGGUUUGAGAACUCUGGCAUUCAUCGCGAACUGGAUAUGGCCGAGAGAUCGAUGCCGUUCCGGUAGCCUAUCAAGUCUCACCUGGCAUCCAGACUACCUCCAUCCAGGUUCUCCUUCCAAAUCUUUGGCGCGUAUAUCCAGAGCGGCCGACGGUCGUUUCGUUUUGGUCGAUUCGGUGUUGAGUUUGCGCGCCGAUAGUGCCUCUAACAUUUCGAGCAGCGACGACGGGGGAUUUUUACCGAAACGAGGCGCUAAUAAUCGAGCUUCGUGGCGAAGACCGCUCGUAGGUUAUCCCAGCGAACUCAGUCUACGAUCUGACGCUUCGGGACAAUCUGCUUCUGGAUUACCCGCUUUCAUCAUCGGACAAAGGUAUCAACAACAAUCGAAUUUGAAACCUUUACAAACAAUAUACAGUCCCCAUACACCCCAAGUGAUGUCUAGCAGCCCGGCGACUUCCAGCGGAUUAUUAUUAACUCCUUGGUCUCCCAUGUACUUUAGUGAUUUGAGCUCGGUUAGAUAUACCAGUUCGGGGGAGCGGUCGUUUCCCACGCCGCCAGGUUUCAUGCAACUAAAAUCCGUUCACGAAAGAUAUUCCCAAGAACUACCACCGCUAAAAGCCAUCCACGAAGAACAUCAAGGUUUUAUUCCCGUUCAUCCUGUAAGAGAUAGUCCUAGGGUAAUACCUCAACAUAGAUUAGCCAGAAGCUCUAGAUUGUUACCGCCCAGACACGCGCGGAUAGCGAGAAGCGCUCCCGAGCUGGAUCACCUCGAUAGAUCGCCCGAAAGUAGAUCUAGCUCGAGCGGAUUCGGAAGUAAGAAUACUUCGCAACAAAAUCAGAGCUCGCACAGCGGUAGUACGUUGAUAGGUUGGGGUCUACCGCCUUACAGACCACCGCCACCUGUGCCAUCCAUGUUACCACCACCGCCUCCCUCCCUUGUUGGCCAUUGGCUGGAUAUCGCCAGUUCUUCUCCUUCGGCCUCGGAUCACAUUCACAAGGCUGUAGAUGUCGGUAGCGUCGACGGCCAUUACGAAUUCGAUCCUAGUACACCCACGCCUACUCCUUCCACACCGACAGGCUCUAGAGAUAUAGAUUUAGAUACUACCGGUCCUGGACCUCCUCAACGGAAAAGCUACGGAAUCAUAAGAAGCAGAUACGACAACAUCGACGCCAGAGUUCAGGCCAUGAAGCAAGAAUUCAACGAGUUCAGGAAAAGGCAAGCCAGCAGAAGACGAAGCCAGGAAUUGGAAAGUGCCUGUUGAUGCACAAUUUUUUUUUCUUUGGUGAGUGCGUGAAUUCGUCGUUUUUAUUUUGUGUCAAAUAUUUGAAGCUCUAGGUAUAUUUGAAUAUCAAAAUUCUUGGAAUCGCAUUAAAUAAAUUUUCAAUUCACUUAUUUUUUUUAUGCGAAUGUUUUAGCAAAAAUUUAAUAAUAAUAAUAAUAAUAAAUACAGAAAAAAAAUUGAGGAAGCAGACACUCCACUUUGAAACAAGUCAAAAAAAGGGAAGACGAGUCGAUAAACUGAAGUCCUCAUCUGGAAAAUUAAAUCGAGGACCACAUUUGUAAAAAAAAGUCAAGGAAACUAAGACUACACCUCAAAAAAAUCGAGGAGCCUACCGAGGCGGAGAUACCCCCUCAAAAAAAGUCUGCAAGUUGGAAAUCUCACCCCAAAAGUCGACGAGGCAGAAAUUCCACCUCAAACAAAGUCGACGAGGCAGGUUUUUGAUCUCCAACUAAGUUUACGAGACGGGAAUUCCACAUCAAAGAAAGUCGACGAGGCGGGAAUUCCAUUUCAAACAAAGUCGACGAGGAGGGAAUUUGAUCACAAACUAAGUUAACGAGGCGGGAAUUCAACCUCUAACAAAGUGGACGAGGCGAGAAUUCCAUUUCAAAAAAACUGACCAGGCGGAAUUCCAUCUCAAAAUAAGUCGAUGGGGCAAGAAAAAAAAAUAUCAAGCAAAUAAGGACUAUAUAUUUAAAAAACAGAGAAAGCGAGAAAAUUUUGAGACGACGAAGUGAGGACACCAACUGAACGAACAAUUUAAGACUGACUCUGAGGUUCUCAUCUUUAAAAAUACAUUGUAAACAUAAUUAUGCCAUCUUAAAAUCGAGUUGGUGAGGUCUUCGGAAAAAAACAAGGAAUCCAUCUCAAAAGAAUUGUGGAAGCGAGGAGGUGGAAAAGGAUCCCAAUUCAGAAAAAAAUUAGUAGAGCUAAAAUCCCAAUCUCAAGAACUAAAAUAAAGUCGAUACAGAACUUCACCUCACAAAUAAGUCUAAGAAAUGAAAGCGAGGACCUUCUGAAAUAAAUACCGAGGUAUCUAGGACCUCAUCUCAAAAAAAUAGGUCUACAUCGAAAAAGCGGACGAAGAAGUGGACUCAAAGAAAAAUUUGAAAGACUGAGGUCCACAUUUUGAUCAAUAAGUCUUUGAAUGAUUUUGAGUCUAAAAUAUUUUUUAAUGAAUAAUUUUUUCUGUACAUUUUUAAAAUUGAAAUUUCCAAUAAAAUUGUAUCUGUAAAUAUUCCUGGGUGAGGUUUCCACGUUGUAUUUGAGUGAGAUUUUACUCGGUUUUUAUAGAGUACAAAUUACAAUCAUUUGUCAUUAUUAUUGAUCACAUUUUCGAUUAAUUCAAUUUCGGAGGAUGUAUUAUAAAAAAAAUAAUCAUCGAGAUAUUUCUAGAGCUUCCAAAUAGGAUUUUCUAUACAAAAAACUCAUAUUUGUCGAUUUCAGUGUGAUAUCGUAACAACUACAAGCAAAAAAAACGAAAUAUGUUCUAAAUCUUGUAAUAAAUGUAUAACAGAACCAAACGAGACGUUUAUAAGAUCAAAUUAUUAAUUAAAUAAGAUUAUAAGUUAUAAAAUUAUUAAAAAAAAAACAAAAACACAUUUGUCAUAGGUAAUUUCUAAUGUAGGGAUAAGUACGAGGCUCAAACUCGGAUUGUCACUGGAAGGCUAUAAGGAAAAUCUGUCGUUCAUGCGAUUUAUUUAGUUGUCGAAUAAAAAAGACCUUAAAUUAGGUCAUUGAUUUUUUUUUUGAAAAAUAAAUCCAAUUUUUACAUAAAAACAGAAGACUAAAAAAAACUAUUUCAAAAUUUAAUCUUCCAGUACAAAUCCAAAAACUACACAACUUUAUAAUACACGUAUCAACGUGUUCGAAGGAAUGAUCGAUAUAGAAAGAGAAAUUAAAUCUAUUGAAUUACAUUCAAAAAAAUUUUAACAAUUCAAAAACCCCAUAUAAAAAUAUUUUUCCAAAAUAUAGUAAAUUUAAUGGGAAAUUCGAUAUAAAAAAAAAUUUAAGCUAUUUACACAAAAAAAAUGAUGGAACCCAAACAAUUUAAAUCGAAUUUAACGAAAAAUAUUUCAAGAUUUCGUUAAUAACAAUUUUUUUGAUUGUACUACAACAAUUUAUUUCUCAUCAAAUCAUUCUUUUUCAAUAAAUUCUAACGCUUUAGCGCGGUCUUCGAGAUCGUGAUCACCAACAGUGGCGUAACCAAAAAAAAUUUUCCCCCCAGUUUAUAUUUUUACCCACCCUUUCGUUACGCCAUUGUUAAACAAGAGAGGCUGUUGCGUUUUGUAAUAUUAGAUGUUUAGGAUCACAUUAUAUAUAUAGUGAUGUACCUUGCGUCUACUAGAGGCGCCCCUAGGAUCCCAAGUUGGGCCACGGCGUCAAAACGAAUCGGAAACUACUAACCUAUAUAAUUUUUUUUUAAAUAUAUAUAAACAAAGGACCUUGGAAACAAAUUAUAAAAACAAAAACAUUUUUUAAAUCAUUGUUUGGAAUUAACAUUACACCAUUUACUUAAUAAACUAUAUUAGGAUUUAGUAGUAUCCCGAAUUUUGUCAAUGACAGUUCAUUUCCAGAACACUUCACAGAACACAUAAGAGGAAACGUCAACCUGUAAAACGUUGUGUUUUAUGGAAAUUCAAUAGAAUCGAAUAAUCGAAAAAAAAUCGAUCGAUAUGAGUACUUCUGCUACUGUCAUUUCAUAUCAAAAUGUUUGGUUAGAAAAUAUUAUCCGCUUCGUUUUGAUUGCUUUUUCACUUUUGUUAACAGUUUUAGUAUAUCUAUGAAAAUAUAACCAAACAAACUAAAAGUGGAGGUUCUAACACAUCAUUCAACAAGUCGUGUGACUAACUGUAACAUUUUUUUUGCCAAUAAUCGAUUUUAUUCUUCCUUUAAUACAGUAUUCCAAAGCUUCUCCAACUUUUCGAUGCCGUGCUUGUAUAAGGAUUUGUCUUUUGCCUUAAAAUAGGCUUCAGUUUCAGCGCCUUCAUUUGAUCUGAAUUUCUUUCUAUUUUUUUGACAUCAGCGAAUAUCCAGUAGUCACUGGAGGCUUUGUGGACUUUUUUGAUGUUUUCUGGACGACCAGAACCUUCACCAUCAUUGGUGUAUAUACAACCACACAAGAAAUUGAAUCAGUGAUUUUGAAAUUAAUUGUAGAGUAUUUUGAAAGUUGGUACUACAUAAACGUCAUACGGAUUUGACAAUGGCACUGCCCUCUGUGUGUCAGUUACACGACUUAUUGAGUGAUGUAAUGUAAGUGCAAUACAGUCGAACUCCGAUAAUUCGAACACCGAUAAUUCGAAUUCCUCGUUAAUUCGAACUUUUGCGUCGGUCCCUUGACAUUCCUAUUACUAACACAUGUAAAAAAACCUCGAUAAUUCGAACUUUUGAAGUUCGAAUUAUCAAAAAAUUCGUAUUUUCUGUGUUAAUUACAAAAAAAAAAUCGAAUUUUUGGCGUUUAAAUAAUUGAAAAGUUCGAAUUUUUGAUGUUCGAAUAAUUGAAAAAUUCGAAUUUUUCUUGUAUAAAUUAUGUAUAUACAAAGGUAUUAAAAAAUUCGAACUGUUAGUGUUGAAAAAAAUUGAAAAAUUCGAACUGUUAGUGUUGAAAAAAAUUGAAAAAUUCGAAUCUUCAGAUUCUAGGUAAGACGACGAUAUUUUGUCGAAUCACUCGAUUUGCUUCAAAGGAAAAAAUCGUCAGCAUGAAGCAAUCUAGCAUAGCUGAUUUCUUUACAAAAAAAUAAAUAUAUGUAUUUUUUUUUAUUUUAAGAUAAAUAAUCGGUCCUUUUUAGGACCAAAAAUUCUUCAAACGUAUACAAAUUAUUAUUUUAAAUAAAUAAAUAAAUAAAUAAACAUGUUAUAUACCCAUAACAUAUUUAUUUAUUUAUAAAAUGGAAAGAUGCAUCGAAAUGCAUACAUAUAUGUAUGUAAAUGUGCACAACUCCGAUAAUUCGAACACCUCGAUAAUUCGAACUUUUGCUACGGUCCCUUGCAGUUCGAAUUAUUGGAGUUCGACUGUAAUAUUAUUAAAUCUUUUUGAAUUUCAAACGAGAAUCAACUAAAUUUUCAAUACCAAAAAAAAUUUCGAGCGUAUACAAUUUGUUUGCAAUAAAAAGGGAGACCUUUUUAUUGAUAAUAAAAAAAUUUUAUACCCUAAUCAAAACAUUAUGAAAUUAACGUAACAUAAACAAAGUGAAUCUUAACCUAAAAAUUACUUAAAUUAUAUAUUUUUUUGUAUGUACUUGCCGAAAAAAAUAUAAUUUUCGAAGAAAAAUCGGGGAAUUUAUGGUUUUCUAAAUUUUUUGGUCAUAAAAGUGAGAAAAUCUCGGUUUUUCAAUCUCUACUGUCAUAUUUAUCUUGAAUGCAACGAAAAAAUAAAUGAAAUUAAAACCCACUUCCAAAUAACUGAAAACAUCUAGUUUAUGUUAAGAGUUUAUUUAAAUACAAAAAAAAAUAAUUUAUAAUCAUAAAAAUAAAAAGUAUAAAAAACAAAUUCAAAAUUUUGUAACAUUGUUUCAAUAUUAUUAGUUGAUUCUCAUUGGUUUAAGAGUAUGGUGGAGUGAAAGUUGUUUAUUUUUGAAAAUGAUUAUCAAUUUACUGGUAAUUCAAGUGGGGGUUUCAAAUAUUUAACAAACAAAAUUUUCAUGACAUUUUUAUAUCCUCAAUUAUCAUUAUUUUCGUAUAAAACUGUGAUAAUCUAGAAGUAGAUGCCACAUAUUUAUUAGCCUGGGAUUGAGUAUGUCCCCAUUUUCUAGUUUGUUUGGUACAUCUUGUAUCUAUACUUUUUAUUUUUGUUAAUGGACGUAUUUGUGAACAAUAUUUAUAAUUAAAGAUUAAUUUUGAUAAUAAUUGUAAAUAUGAAAAGAAAUUGUUCACGCUUUUGUUCAUAUUUCAAACUGUUUUUUUUUUGAGAUUUAGACUAAAUCAAAUUCAUAUUUAUUCGAUGAAUAAUAUAUUUUACUUUAUUUUUUAUAUUUUUACGAAUUUAUCGUUGUAUAAGUGAUAUCUGAUUUAGUACAAUUCAUAAUUUAAUUUAUUUGUUUGUUUUUGACUGAUUUAUAUACUAUUAGGUGUGUGGCUAGGAGAUUCUUACAAUUUUUGAGCUAUUCUUAUAACAACGUUGAUUUUGUUGAUUAAUUAUGCAGUUAUAGUACACUAUAACAGUAAUCUCGUUUUUUAGUUCUAGAAAAUCAUCAGAUUUCAAUGAAUUUUUUUUAAAUCUUUGUGUUUAUGAAAAAAUUAUAGGGAUAACAAAAAAUGCAAAACUUAUAUUAAUUUCACGGCUUUGAAUCUGUCCAAUGAAGUUAUUAUAGUUUUUUCUCAAUUAACACAAAACAAAAUAUACAAAAAAUGUUGAUUUUUCAUGUUUUUACAGCUCUAAAUAAUAAUACUACCUGUAAAAAGUAACUUUCUCUUACAUUGUUUACAUUUCACCAAAACUAGUUUUCGAUUCAUUCACAAAUAAUUGAAUCACUUUUAUUCACAACCAAUAAUACAAAUAACAGUUAAUUCUUGAAACAACUAAUCACUUUCUAUUCGUACUGCGAUUUUUUUUUCUUGGUUAGGCCUCUCUUCUUUUUUGAAAUGACAACUGUUGUCUACUUCACCAUAGAAAAAUAAAAAACAAAGAAGUGUUAUACACUUUGUUCGCUGGUUCAAUUCCGAUUCAGUUUAGGAACCAAUCGCAAACGCUAUUUCAAAGUUGCCGUUCUGCUCUAAAUUUGAAGGAAUAGUUCUGUGUUCAAAAGUAGCAUAUUUUAUUCAUUAUAAUUAUCUCGAAUGCUGGUAAUACAGGAAGUACUAAUUCUUACAGGAACGAAUUGAUUUUCGUUCACCUAAAUCAUUUUUUUUUAUAUAUGUUUUUGGAAAGCUCAAAAAUUGCGCUAGCCCCCUUUAAAAAAAAACCGAGUACUUUAGGGGAUACCGAAGGCGUAAAAGCAACACCACUUGUAGUUAUAAAUUUUCAAAAGUGCUUUUGCGCCUUCACAAAAUGUUAAAUUUCCAAAAUACAAAAAAAAAUCUUGCCAAUGAUAUUUAUUACUGAUAAAUAAGGACGGAGACAUUUUUAAUAACAUUUUGCAUGUUCACUAGGCACUUGAUCUUUUCUAAAAGUUAAACGGGAUAUGAAAAAAAAACUACCUGUAUAUUAAUAUCAUUUCACGAAGCACACUGACGAUUUAGUUGUAGAAAUUUUUAGUUGUAAGUGUUAAGUAGUAAACCGACAGUUGUUACUAUGUAACUACGCUGUAUAAAGCAUCACAUCUAAAUAAAAAUACAAUAAAACGUU